Messenger RNA from Doryrhamphus excisus (bluestripe pipefish), 1614 nucleotides. The record is from RefSeq and is a predicted model, not a curated record. Lineage: Eukaryota; Metazoa; Chordata; Actinopteri; Syngnathiformes; Syngnathidae.
CUUUCUGCGCAUGUCACGAUAUCGAGUGUAGUCAAGUGCUAGCAGCUGCAAUUAAAACACAACGAAGAACGAUACCAAGACGCUAAUAAGUCACCGAUAGCCUUUGCCUGCUAUCAUGGACAUAUUUAUGUAAUAUAAAAGACGUCGUUAAUUAUUCGUGUCAGGAUAAACUCAGUGGGCGAGAAGCUUCUCGGGCUAGCUUAGCAAGCUAACUGCUACAAAGAGGCGGAAGUUAUCAAAUCAUAGCUCAGCAUAGUUCAAGUGUGAGUGGAAAGUGUUGUUAUUAUGUGUGACGUACAGAUGCUGAGAGCACUGGUGAAUCGGCGUUUAACUGCGGCUGUUGACGAAAUAUUUGUAGCGUUCGAAAGAACGCUAGCAUGGUACGAUGGGGAACUUUCUCGAACAAAAGAAGAGAACGAGCGACAACGUCAACAACUUCACGCUGCUGACAGGAAGCAUCAAACUGUGUUACAAAGAGCAGACGUUUGUGAAGAUCUUCCCCGUGAGCAGCAGGAGUGGAGAUGCAAGGUGGAGCAGGAGGAGCCGCAUCCCCGCCACAUUAAAAAGGAGGAAGAUGAUCAUUUUGAUAGUCUGGAACUGUUUCCAGUGAUGAGUGUGCUCGUGAAGAGCGAAGACGAUGACUACAAAGGUCAAAGCGAGGAAAAGAGAGAGCUGGAGCCUCCAAGCAGCAGCUCAACUCUGCACACGACCAUCGAAGCUGAUGGAGGAUCACAAACAGACAACUUCUUAGCGCCGCUAUCAGAUAGUGACGACACAACGUCAAACUGUCCUGACGCUAACAACGAAGGCUCUAAAACUGAUGAGACACAUUCCACUCACAGCAGACGCUUUAAAUGUCCUGAGUGUGACAAAGCUUUCAAUGACCGUUAUUGUCUGAAGAGACACAUGAGAACGCACACAGGUGAAAAACCAUACGUGUGCUCCGUUUGUGGUAAACGCGUCUCUUCGAAUGCGAAUUUGAAAGCACACACAAGAAUACACACCGGAGAGAAACAUUUUUCCUGUUCGAUGUGUGGUAAAAGUUUUAUACACAAUCAAGCUUUGAAAGCACACAUAAGAACCCACAGUGGAGAGAAACCGUUUACCUGUUCAGUGUGUGGUAAAGGUUUCGGGGAAAAUCAAGCUUUGAAAAUACACAUGAGAACGCACACAGACGACAAACCGUUUGAGUGUUCAUUUUGCGGUAAAAGAUUCUGUCAGAAAGUAAAUUUGACAGUACACACAAGAACGCACACUGGAGAGAAACCUUUCCCCUGUUCGUUGUGCGGUAAAUGUUUUGUACGAAAACAGCAGUUGACAUUACACACAAGAGUACACACCGGCGAGAAACCUUUUAAAUGUUCAGUGUGUUGUAUCGGAUUUGCGCAGAAGCAGUAUUUGAAAAUACACAAAAGUAUCCACACUAGAGAGAAAGUAUUAAAAUGCGGAGUGUGUGAUGAGAGAUUCUCCUAUAAGUACCAACUUAAAACUCACAGGUGUGCUGGUGUAACAGCAGCAGUAAAUGAAGCUGCCGGACUUUAAAUAAACCGUCAAGACUUCCUGUGUUGUAUGUGGAAGUGUCUACCAUUUGCAAUAAAAAAAUAAUAGCCCUUA